CACUUCUUCAGAAAUCGCCACCACAAAGAUAUGAAGGAGGAGGAGGAGGAGGAGGAGGAGGACUUGGUGGCUAACGUGGCAACGGAGCAAAGGGUGUUCCGGUACGAGACGCUGGUGGUGGCCACCAACAACUUUAGUCCCAAGCACAAGCUUAGCGAACGGAGAUUCAAUCCAGUCUACAAGGGGAAGCUCCAGGAUGGGCGGGAGGUGGCGGUGAAGCGGCUAAGGCAGAGGUCGCGGCAGGGCAUGAGGGAGUUCGAGAAUGAUGUGUUGUUGCUGUCGCAAGUGCAGCACAAGAAUGUGGUGACCCUCUAUAACUACUACGCCCAUGGCGACGACAAGCUCCUCGUCUACGAGUAUGUCCCCAACGAGAGCCUCGACAAGCUCCUCUUCCCCGCUUUAAAUUGAAGUACUUUUGUUGCUGAUGGAAUUGGGCAAGAGGAGAAGAGGGGGCCGAUCGGAGGAAGAGGAAGGCAAAGCUGGACUAGGUGCAGUGGUACAAGGUAAUCCUUGGGGUGGCGCGAGGGCUGCUCUACCUUCACGAGUCGGCACACACCACCAUCAUCCACCACAACAUCAAGGCCAACAACAUCCUGCUCGAUGGCUGGUGGAUGCCCAAGAUCGUUGACUUCGACAUGGCACGUCUGUUCCCGGAGGACCAGUCUCACGUCCACACCUACGUUGCCAGCACCAAUGGC
Messenger RNA from Zingiber officinale, 698 nucleotides. RefSeq names its product G-type lectin S-receptor-like serine/threonine-protein kinase At4g11900. Gene Ontology annotation, molecular function: protein kinase activity; ATP binding. The transcript has 4 exons. Bases 31 to 408 code for a protein of 125 amino acids. The record is from RefSeq and is a predicted model, not a curated record. Gene Ontology annotation, biological process: protein phosphorylation. NCBI's taxonomy places the organism in Eukaryota, Viridiplantae, Streptophyta, Magnoliopsida, Zingiberales, Zingiberaceae.